CAGGUAGGCAGAGUACACUGCACAAUGGAGAAGCAACUGGUCUCGCUGUCCGCACUCGUGGUGGCGUUCCUCUGCCUCACGCCCGACGUGCACGCACAGACGACGACACAGAUCCUGUUCCAGGGGUUCAACUGGGAAUCCUGGAACAAACAGGGCGGCUGGUACAACGCGCUUAAGGGCCAGGUGGCCGACAUCGCCGCGACGGGGACCACGCACGUCUGGCUCCCGCCGCCGUCGCACUCGGUGGCGCCGCAGGGGUACAUGCCGGGCCGGCUCUACGACCUGAACGCCUCCAGGUACGGCACCCGGGCGGAGCUGAGGUCGCUCAUCGCCGCCUUCCACGCCAGGGGCGUCAAGUGCGUCGCGGACGUCGUCAUCAACCAUCGUAGCGCCGAUUACAAGGACCGCCGCGGCGUCUACUGCAUCUUCCGGGGCGGCGGACCCCCGGGGCGCCUGGACUGGGGGCCCGGCAUGAUCUGCCGCGACGACACCAGGUACUCCGACGGCACGGGCCACCCGGACACGGGCGCCGACUUCGCCGCGGCGCCCGAUAUCGACCACCUCAACCCGCGCGUGCAUCGGGAGCUCUCCGAGUGGCUCAUCUGGCUCCAGAAGGGCGUCGGGUUCGACGGGUGGCGCCUCGACUUCGCCAAGGGGUACUCGCCGGCCGUCGCGAGGGCGUACGUCCGGAACGCGAGGCCGGGCUUCGUGGUCGCGGAGAUAUGGAACUCCCUGAGCUACGACGGCGACGGCAAGCCGGCGGCCAGCCAGGACGACAAGCGGCGGGAGCUGGUGAGCUGGGUGAAGGAGGUGGGCGGCCCGGCGGUCACGGCGUUCGACUUCCCCACCAAGGGCGUCCUGCAGGCCGCGGUGCAGGGCGAGCUGUGGCGGAUGCGGGACAAGGACGGCAGGGCGCCCGGGAUGAUCGGGUGGCUGCCGGAGAAGGCGGUCACGUUCGUGGACAACCACGACACGGGGUCCACGCAGAGGAUGUGGCCGUUCCUGGCGGACAAGGUCAUGCAGGGCUACGCUUACAUCCUCACGCACCCAGGGAUCCCCUGCAUCUUUUACGAUCACGUGUUCGACUGGAACCUGAAGCGAGAGAUCACGGCGCUGGCGGCGGUGCGGCGGCGAAACGGGAUCAAAGCCGGGAGCAAGCUGCGGAUCCUGGCGGCGGAGAGCGACCUGUACGUCGCGAUGGUCGACGAGAGAGUCAUCGCCAAGAUUGGGCCGCGGUUCGACGUGGGCGGCGUCAUCCCGCCGGGCUUCAAAAUCGCCGCCCACGGUGAUGGCUACUGCGUCUGGGAGAAGAGCCGUAGGUAGUCUCUCAGACCGCCCGCCGGCUCUAGCACUAGUACUCGGGACAUCCAGAUCCAGUACUAGGUAGGAUGUCAGGCCUAGUUACUUGUUUUAAGCGUGGAAUGUUUUUCUUUCCACAGAAGCCGACGAGUUAAC
This is a messenger RNA of Panicum hallii, 1455 nucleotides long. RefSeq names its product alpha-amylase isozyme 3A-like. Gene Ontology annotation, biological process: carbohydrate metabolic process. Gene Ontology annotation, molecular function: calcium ion binding; alpha-amylase activity. Lineage: Eukaryota; Viridiplantae; Streptophyta; Magnoliopsida; Poales; Poaceae. The coding region runs from base 25 to 1323 and encodes 432 amino acids. The record is from RefSeq and is a predicted model, not a curated record. The transcript is spliced from 3 exons.